Messenger RNA from Asparagus officinalis (garden asparagus), 2289 nucleotides. RefSeq lists its product as uncharacterized. The record is from RefSeq and is a predicted model, not a curated record. NCBI's taxonomy places the organism in Eukaryota, Viridiplantae, Streptophyta, Magnoliopsida, Asparagales, Asparagaceae. The transcript has a single exon. Bases 1824 to 2282 code for a protein of 152 amino acids.
CUGGCGAAAAUUAUGCCAAAUUUCUACCAAAAUUUUGUUUGUGUAUUGAUAAAAGUAUACAGAAUAAUUUGUCAAUAAUCAUAAGAAUUAUGAAAAAAGUCACGAGUCCUCGUGACAUUGUAGAUUGGAGAGUUUUUCAAAAAUGUAUCAUGCUUAUAUUGGUUUGAAAUGGAUUCAAAUGAGGAAUUUUAAAUAAAAAGCACAGGGACCUCUAUUGCCAUGUCAUUGAGGGUAGUAUGGCCAUAAACAAAAACUUAACAUGGAAUUUUUAUUGGAUGUUAAGAAAUGACUUUGUAACUGAAAUGUGGUGCAUGAAUUAAGUUGAGAAAAAUAAGGAAGAGGGACCAUUUCAGUAUGCAGAACCCCAGAGUACAGGGACUAAAAUGGCCUUUUAGCUUUAUGAUAUUGAGGUUUUCAAAUUACUAUAAUACUCGUAAAAUCCAAAUGUGAUUGAAAUAGGCUCUUAAUUUUGGUGUACGCUUCAAUAUAAAAAUCUUUCUUUCUUGUUUCUAGUGUUUUUAGCUUUUAGAUUCCCAUCUAAUUUGAUCUCUGGUCAUUAAAUUUCAUUGAUAUAGGUAUAGGAUCUAUAUGUUGUUUCAUUUACUAACUACGUCUUCUUCACUACUAAUUUUGCAUUUGAGUAACGUGCUUAGAAUUUCUUUGUUGGCAUUUAGAUAGAAUGCUUCCUCUGAUUUUCUUGAUUGGCAUUGGGAUUGGUAAGAAACAAUUUUUCCGUGUCAAAAUUUUUAAAUCUUUGCCAUACCAUUUUGUCUAAUGGGAGGAUUUGAUGGAAGUGUUAUUUACUGUAUGACUUAAACCUUCUAAUUAAAUGAGAAUUGGAAAGUUAAAUGAAUGCCUACUUCUUGGAGAUAUCAGCGUCUUGUUUAGUUAAUUACUGUUUUUUUCCCCUUCAUUUGCUUUGCUUGUUUUGCUAUUGGAAUUUUUUAUCAUGCUGAUUGUACUGUUUUGCUGGGGAUGUUGGUUUGAUAAUCUCUUCUUGGCUCUCUGUCUUAUUUCUCCAUGCAUAUUUUAUUAACCGAGAUCUCGAGCAUUUCUGAUAAAUCAUGUUUAUAUCUAGGUUCAUGCGACAAUUUUUUCGUUAUGACAGAUAUUACCUUGUAGUUGCUUAGUAGUCCUGAUGUUUAGUCACCCUUGCUUUGAAGCGGAUCGUCUGAUGAUUGGGUACAAAACAGAUUUUCCCAUAUCCAUACUUUCUAAUAUGGCAUCAAAAUGCUUCCGAUAGAGUGAAAUUCAUUGAUAUAGUUGUUAGUUUUUCAAGUACAAGGCAUUUGGGUACGUUUAGAACAUGAUAUCAACAUAUUUGGUAUUGGAACUAAAUUCUAUCCUUCUUCAGUUCUCUGUCCUCCACCAACCUACCUACUAGCUGCAAAACUUUCUACAGUAACGCAUCUUAUCUGCUCAUGGUGCUUGUCAACGUAGUUUUAUUGUCAAUCUCACAGUUUCUUCUUUAAUCUUAUAUUUAAUUUCAAUUCAAAGUAACUUUUAUUUUUAUAUUUAGCGGUCAUUGCAGAUGUCAGUAUCUGAUAAUUCUUUUCUGGAGGCUUUAUUUAUGGUUUUACAUUAUAUAUAUAUAUUCAAGUUGAUGAUUCAGAUCCUUUUAAUAUGGUUUUGGUUGCCAUCAGGGUGGAUACUUAAAAUUUUAUCUUUGUUUCGUGGUGACUUUUUGUGUUUCUUCUUGAUCCUUAAAAUAUUGCAUUUUUAAGGUUGGUGGUCUAACCUUAUCUUGAACGUUAUUCAGUGAUAAACUUUACAAUUUUGAAUUGUUGAAAAAAUAAAUCUUUCAAAGUCCUCCAAUCCUGAAGAUGUCUCUCCUUGGCCCACCCCAACUCCGCCACCUCCCCCCCCCCCCCGCCGCCACAUCUGGCGAGCCCUUCCUUGAUCUAAUGGACACCAACUUCUACGAUCGCCAGCUGCUAAGUGGCCUCAUCGAGAACAACUCUGCCACUUUCCUCUCCUCCGGCAACCCUGCCCUUGAUUUCUUCUUCCAGGUUGUCCCUGACACCACUGCUGGCAUUGUCACUGGACUUCUCUCCUCUGCCUGGACCCAGGAUCCCUUGACUGCUCUCAAGCUCGUUGCCCUCCUCCAUGGGGUCCACGGUACCGGCAAAUCCGACCGAGAGGGGUUCUACGCGGCCGCCCUCUGGCUCCAUGAAAACCACCCCAAAACCUUAGCUCUCAAUGUUGUCUCCUUUGCUGAGUUUGUGUACAUGAAAGAUCUUCUUGAGAUCUUAUAUGGUCUCCUACAUGGAAUUAAUACCUGAAAACUUG